Molecule: messenger RNA, 927 nt
Organism: Trichoderma atroviride IMI 206040
Lineage: Eukaryota; Fungi; Ascomycota; Sordariomycetes; Hypocreales; Hypocreaceae
Biological process (GO): rRNA processing; ribosomal small subunit biogenesis
Cellular component (GO): small ribosomal subunit; Mpp10 complex; small-subunit processome
Molecular function (GO): rRNA binding; structural constituent of ribosome; snoRNA binding
Source: RefSeq, a predicted model, not a curated record
CUUGCAAUCAGCGCUCUUCAUACCAACCAAUUCCUCUUUUGUUGGUCUACGAUUGUUGUUCAAUUUGAAACCCUAUUCCCAGAAACAAUUGUAACAGCAACUGCCUGACGACAAGGCUCCCGACAAAAUGGUGCGCAAACUCAAGCAUCACGAGCAGAAGCUCCUGCGCAAGACAGACUUCUUCACAUACAAGCAAGACAGCAACCACCGCGACAAGCUCGUCCGCCGGCGCUACAUGAUCCAGAACCCCGAAGACUACCACAAGUACAACCGCCUCUGCGGCUCCAUCCGCCAACUCGCCCACCGCCUCUCCCUCCUGCCCCCCGAAAACGCCACCCGCCGCAAACACGAAGAGCUGCUGCUCAACAAGCUCUACGACAUGGGCAUCCUCUCCUCCGCCUCCAAGCUGUCCGCCGUCGAGAACAACGUCACCGUCAGCGCCUUUGCCCGCCGCCGCCUGCCCGUCGUCAUGACGCGGCUGCGCAUGGCCGAGACGGUCCAGGCCGCCACGAAGCUCAUCGAGCAGGGCCACGUGCGCGUCGGCGUUGACGAGGUCACCGAUCCGGCGUACCUGGUGACGAGGAACACGGAGGACUUUGUGACGUGGGCCGUGGGAAGCAAGAUUAAGCGGAACAUUAUGAAGUAUAGGGAUGAGCUGGAUGACUUUGAGCUGUUGUGAUUGUUGCUUUAUUCUUCCAUCUUUUUCUCAGUUUUACAUGUCUUUUGGUUGUUUGGGGAAUAUCGGGUUUUGUGCAAGGAGAGAGGGGAUUUCUCCAUUAGACACAGCGCAUGGGAGGAGAGCAUAUUGUCGGAAAGCUAAAUUUGGCGUUUACGGGCUUGGUUGGUUAAUGAGGCUGUUGUUAGUUUGCAUUACAGCCAGAUAUUGCAAGAGAUAUAGAUACCAAUCUCAGACUACUUGUACAAAGC